AUGAAUGAGACCCGGCGAGAAUCUCGGGAUCCCCGGCACUGACCCAGACAUCAUACUGUAACCUGGUGUAAUAACGCUGCAGCGGCAGGAGCCUGGAGCACUGCAGGAGCCUGGGAGCACUACAGGAACCUGAGACCACUGCAGGAGCAGGGCUGAAGUCUUGAGCUAGAAGAGGACAGAUAGCAGACACAAGCAGCCUUUACCACUUUGUUCUUCAGCUUCUCUUUUUGUUUCUUGUUCAACCAAACUUUGGACCCCUAACUGAGGACAACACCCAGCAGGAGGGACGGGACAGGAAGGAGGGAACGGGGAAGGAGACCCUAGGAAGUGUGUUGGGAGGCUCUGAACACCAGCGCUCAUGGAAGCGAAACUCCUCCACUUUCUCAACCGACGAUGAAAGUUUCACACCCGUCUGUGCCGGCGCCGCUGAAUCCCUGCCAUAGUCCACACGUGGUGACGUCUGAUGUCCUGGGACCGACCAGCGGCUGAAUCAUGGUCAUUCUGCAGCAGGGGGACUAUGUGUGGUUGGACCUGAAGACGGGCCGGGAGUUCGUCGUCCCGGUGGGAGCGGUAGUCAAGCUCUGCGAUUCUGGGCAAAUCCAGGUUCUGGACGAUGAAGGCCGGGAACACUGGAUUUCCCCUCAGAAUGCCACCAACAUCAAGCCCAUGCACCCGACCUCCAUCCAUGGGGUGGAGGACAUGAUCCGGCUGGGCGACCUCAACGAAGCCGGGAUCCUCCGCAACCUGCUGAUCCGUUACAACGAACGCGUCAUCUAUACGUACACGGGCUCGAUCCUCAUCGCGGUCAACCCCUACCAGCUGCUGCCCAUCUACACUCCGGACCAGAUCCGCCUCUACACCAACAAGAAGAUCGGCGAGAUGCCACCGCACAUAUUCGCCAUCGCAGACAACUGUUACUUCAACAUGCAGAGGAACAACAAGGACCAGUGCUGCAUCAUCAGCGGCGAGUCUGGAGCCGGGAAGACGGAGAGCACCAAGCUGAUACUGCAGUUCCUCGCCGCCAUCAGCGGCCAGCACUCCUGGAUCGAGCAGCAGGUGCUGGAGGCCACGCCCAUUCUGGAAGCUUUCGGCAACGCCAAGACGAUUCGGAACGACAACUCCAGCCGCUUUGGGAAGUACGUCGAUAUCCACUUCAGCAAACGAGGCGCCAUCGAAGGAGCCAAAAUAGAGCAGUACCUGCUGGAGAAAUCUCGCGUCUGUCGACAGGCUCCCGAUGAGAGGAACUACCACGUAUUUUACUGCAUGCUGAGGGGCAUGGGUCCAGAGAUGAAGGCUAAGCUGGGUCUGGGUCUGGCCACGGACUACUCCUACCUCACCAUGGGUCACUGCACACAGUGUGACGGCCGUGACGACCUCAACGAUUACUCCAGCAUCCUGGCGGCCAUGAAGGUCCUCAUGUUCACCGAGACGGAGAGCUGGGAGAUCUCCAAGCUGCUGGCGGCCAUCCUGCACAUGGGCAACCUGCGCUUCGAGGCCCGUAUCUAUGACAACCUGGACGCCUGUGUGGUUGUGAGAUCUCCUGACUUGGUGACGGCUGCGUCACUCAUGGAGGUGGAGCCAAAGGAUGUGAUGGUGUGUUUGACCACUCGAACCCUCAUCACGCGCGGCGAAAGCGUCACCACGCCCCUCAGCGUGGAACAAGGGCUGGACGUCAGGGACGCCUUCGUUAAGGGGAUCUACGGGAGGUUGUUCGUCUGGAUAGUAGACAAGAUUAACGCGGCCAUCUACCGGCCUCCUUCCUGCGAGAGUCCCGUCGUGAGAAGAUCCAUCGGGUUGCUGGACAUCUUUGGCUUCGAGAACUUUAUCGUCAACAGUUUUGAGCAGUUGUGCAUCAAUUUUGCCAACGAGAACCUGCAGCAGUUCUUCGUUCGCCACGUCUUCAAACUGGAGCAGGAGGAGUACAACCUGGAGGACAUCAGCUGGCAGCACAUCGAGUUCACGGACAACCAGGACGCGCUGGACAUGAUCGCCAACAAGCCCAUGAACAUCAUCUCCCUCAUUGACGAAGAGAGCAAGUUCCCUAAGGGAACUGACGCCACGAUGCUGUAUAAACUCAACUCGCAGCACAAGCUCAAUUCCAACUACUUUCCUCCUAAAAACUGCUAUGAAACCCAGUUUGGGAUCCAACACUUCGCUGGAGUUGUCAAUUACGAGUCCAGAGGGUUCCUGGAGAAGAACCGAGACAGCCUCCACACCGACAUCAUCCAGCUCGUCCACUCGUCCAAGAACAAGUUCAUCAAGCAGAUCUUCCAGGCCGACGUUGCCAUGUUUCUGUGUGGCUAUCAGCAGCCCAGCACUCCUGCUCCAAAGGGCGUUGAGACGAGGAAGCGCUCUCCGACUCUGAGUAGUCAGUUCAAGCGUUCCCUGGAGAUGCUGAUGAGGACGCUCAGUGUGUGUCAGCCGUUCUUCGUUCGCUGUAUUAAACCCAACGAACUCAAAAGACCAAUGUUAUUUGACAGAGAGUUGUGCAUCCGCCAGCUGCGCUACUCCGGGAUGAUGGAGACCAUCCGGAUCAGGCGGGCUGGUUAUCCCAUCCGAUACAGCUUUGGUGAAUUUGUGGAUCGCUACAGAGUCCUGAUGCCGGGCAUCAAACCCGCCCACAUACAGGAGGACCUGCAGGGGACGUCCCAGCGGAUUGUCCUGGCGCGGCUUGGGAAUCACGAUGACUGGCAGAUCGGAAAAACCAAGAUUUUCUUAAAGGACCACCAUGACAUGCAGCUGGAGAUCGAGAGGGACAAGGCCAUCACCGACAAGGUCAUCCUCAUCCAGAAGACGGUUCGAGGGAUGAAAGUGAGGACCAACUUCCUCCGGCUACGGAGGGCCGUGACGGUCAUCCAGAAGGCCUGGAGAGGUUACCGGUGCAGGAAGAAUUACCAAAUUAUGAAGUCGGGCUUCCUGCGGCUCCAGGCGGUCUGCAGGUCCAGGAAAUACUACAGAAGCUACCGGAUCACUCGCCUCCGUGUGACGCUCAUCCAGGCCCGCUGCCGGGGCUUCCUGAUCCGGCAGGCCUUCUGGCGGCGUCUCCGCGCCGUGUUGACGGUCCAGGCCUACACCAGAGGCAUGAUAGCCAGGCGCCUCUGCCAGAGGCUCAGGGCGGAGCGGCGGCGUCGCCUGGAAGCGGAGCGCCAGCGUCGGGCCGAGGAGGAGCAGCUGAGGAACCAGAUGACGGUCCGGAGGGCCAAGGUGGAGGCUGAGAGGAAGCACCAGGAGCGACUGUUCCAGCUGAGCCAGCAGCAGGAGGAGAGGGAGAGGGAGGAGAAGGAGGAGGCCAGGAAGAAGAAGGAGCUGCUGGAGCAGAUGGAGAGGGACAAGGAGCAGCCCGUCGACCACUCCGACAUGGUCGACCGCAUGUUCGGUUUCCUCGGGGACUCCGGGCCGCUGCCGAACCAGGACGGACAGGGGCCAGCUGGGUUUGAAGAUCUGGAACAGACGCCUCGCGGUGAGGAAGCAGAGGAGGAGGUCCUGAACGAAGCCCCGCCGUUACCUGAGGAGGAAGAGGAGGACUUGUCCGAGUACAAGUUUUCCAAGUUCGCCGCCACUUACUUCCAGGGCGUGUCCACGUACUCGUACAUCAGACGGCCGCUCAAGCAGCCGCUGCUUUUCCACGAAGACGAAGGAGACCAGCUGGCAGCUCUGGCCGUGUGGAUCACCGUGCUGAGGUUCAUGGGGGACCUUCCAGAACCAAAGUGUCAGAUGGUCAUCAACGACGGCAGCGAGAAGAUCCCCGUCAUGACCAAGAUCUACGAAACGCUUGGAAAGAGGACGUACAAGAGGGAGCUGCAGGAGCUGCAGGUGGACGGAGAGAACACCCCCGUAGACGCCCAGAAGAGGAACAGCGUCAGACAUAAACUCGUGUCUCUCACGCUGAAGAGGAAAUCCAAGAUCACAGAGGAGGUUGCCAGGCGACUGACGGAGGGGGGCGACUACGCCCUUCAGGGAAACAGCAUGCUGGAGGACCGGCCCACCUCCAACCUGGAGAAACUUCACUUCAUCAUCGGGAACGGUAUCCUGCGUCCGGCUCUCAGGGAUGAGAUCUACUGUCAGAUCUGCAAGCAGCUGACCCAGAACCCGUCCAAAAGCAGCCACGCCCGCGGCUGGAUCCUGCUGUCCCUCUGCGUGGGCUGCUUCGCCCCCUCGGAGAAGUUUGUCAAAUAUCUGCGGACGUUCCUGAUCAACGGCCCUCCCGGUUACGCGCCCUACUGCGAAGAAAGAUUGAGAAGGACGUUUGUCAACCGGACGCGGACGCAGCCGCCGUCGUGGCUGGAGCUGCAGGCCACAAAGUCCAAGAAGCCCAUCAUGCUGCCGGUCACGUUCAUGGACGGGACAACGAAGACCCUCCUCGCAGACUCGGCCACCACGGCCAGCGAGCUCUGCAAUGCUCUGGCCGACAAGAUCAGCCUGCUGGAUCGCUUCGGCUUCUCGCUGUACAUCGCUCUGUUUGACAAGGUGUCAUCGCUGGGCAGCGGCAGCGACCACGUCAUGGACGCCGUGUCGCAGUGUGAGCAGUACGCCAAGGAGCAGGGCGCCCAGGAGAGGAACGCCCCCUGGAGGCUGUUCUUCAGGAAGGAGAUCUUCAGCCCCUGGCACAACCCCGCCGACGACCACGUCGCCACCAACCUCGUUUACCAGCAGAUCGUCCGAGGAGUGAAGUUUGGAGAGUACCGUUGUGAGAGGGAGGACGACCUGGCAGAGCUGGCGUCGCAGCAGUACUAUGUGGACUACGGCUCCGAGGUCCUGCAGGAGCGCCUGCUCAGCCUCAUCCCGUCCUACAUCCCCGACAGAGAAAUCACUUCCACUAAGACGGCAGAGAAGUGGUCUCAGCUCAUCGUCAACACCCACAAAAAGGGACUACACAACAAGAGGAGGCUGAACACACAGAAGGUGAAGGAGGAUGUGGUGGAUUUUGCUCGGUUAAAGUGGCCUUUACUCUUCUCACGCUUCUAUGAGGCCUUCAAGUUCUCAGGGCCCAGUCUUCCUAAAAACGAUGUCAUCGUGGCGGUGAACUGGACCGGCGUUUACUUCGUGGACGAGCAGGAGCAGGUCCUUCUGGAGCUGUCGUUCCCAGAGAUCACGGCGGUGUCCAGCAGCAGAGGGGGGAAGCUUCAGGGUCAGAGUUUCACAUUGGCCACCAUUAAAGGCGAUGAGUACACGUUCACCUCCAACAACGCCGAGGACAUCCGUGACCUGGUGGUGACCUUCCUCGAAGGUCUGAGGAAGAAGUCCAAAUAUGUGGUGGGACUGCUGGACUGUCCGAAUCCCGCAGGGGUGGAUUCCAACUUCCUGAGUUUCUCCAAGGGGGAUCUGAUCAUCCUGGACGAACACGACGGAGAGCACGUGAUGAACUCGGGCUGGGCUCACGGCAUCAACGACCGGACUAAACAGAGAGGAGACUUCCCAGCCGACUGUGUCUAUGUGCUGCCCACCAUCACCAGGCCACAGUACGACAUCGUGGCUCUGGUCACGAUGACUCCUGAUCAGAGGAGAGAAUCCAUCAGUCUGUCUCAGAUGAGCCUUUCAGAGCAGGAGGACAAAUCCAAGGCCUACACGCUGGAGGAGUUCUCCUACGACUACUUCAGGACGCCUCCGAAGAGCACUCUGAGCAGGGUGAUGAUGUCCAAAGCUCGAGGGAAGGAGCGUCUGUGGAGCUGCACCAGGGAGCCGCUCAAACAGCCUCUGCUGAAGAAGGUCCUGGCUCACGAGGAGCUCUCGCAGGAGGCCUGCCUGGCCUUCAUAGCCGUCAUGAAGUACAUGGGCGACUACCCGUCCAAACGUGUACGAUCCGUCAACGAGCUCACCGAUCAGAUAUUCGAAGGAGCUCUGAAGGCCGAACCUCUCAAAGACGAGAUCUUCUGUCAGAUUAUCAAGCAGCUUACUGAUAACCACAUCAAGUACAGCGGGGAGAAGGGCUGGGAGCUGCUGUGGCUCUGCACGGGUUUGUUUCCUCCCAGCAACAACCUGCUGCCUCACGUCCAGAAGUUCCUCCAGGCUAAGAAACACUACCCGCUGGCUCCAGACUGCAUGCAGCGGCUGCAGAAGGCCUUGCGAAAUGGAUCGAGGAAGUAUCCUCCUCACCUGGUGGAGGUGGAGGCCAUCCAGCACAAAACCACUCAGAUCUUCCACAAGGUUUACUUCCCCGACGACUCAGACGAGGUGUUUGAGGUGGAGUCCAGCACCAAGGCCAAGGACUUCUGCCAAAACAUCUCUGGGCGGCUCAUGCUGAAGUCCUCGGAGGGGUUCAGUCUUUUUGUGAAGAUCGCUGACAAGGUCAUCAGCGUGCCGGAUGGAGACUUUUUCUUUGACUUUGUGAGGCACCUGACUGACUGGAUCAAAAAAGCCCGACAUGUGAAAGACGGAGGGGCAGGUGUGGUGCCUUCACUGACCUAUCAGGUGUUCUUCAUGAAGAAGCUGUGGACCAACACGGUGCCGGGGAAGGACACAAUGGCAGACUCCAUCUUUCACUACUACCAAGAGCUCCCCAAAUAUCUGCGUGGGUACCACAAGUGCUCCAGGGAGGAGGUGCAUCAGCUGGCCGCCCUCAUCUACAGGGUGAAGUUCGAGGAGGAUAAAGUCCACUUCCAAAAUAUCUCCAAGGUCCUGAAGGACCUGGUCCCUCAGGACCAGAUGAGACACCUGUCCCCCGACGACUGGAAGAGGUCCAUCAUGACCGUUUUCAACAAACACUCAGGAAAGACGUGCGAAGACGCCAAACUGUCCUUCCUCAAGGUCAUCUACAAGUGGCCCACGUUUGGCUCGGCUUUCUUUGAAGUGAAGCAAACAACUGAUCCAAAUUACCCAGAAACCCUCUUGAUAGCGAUCAACAAACACGGAGUCAGUCUGAUUGAUCCCAAAACGAAGGACAUCCUCACCACACACUCCUUCACCAAGAUAUCCAACUGGAGCAGCGGCAACACGUACUUCCACAUCACCAUCGGCAACCUGGUCCGAGGCAGCAAGCUGCUCUGCGAGACCUCGCUGGGCUACAAGAUGGACGACCUCCUGACCUCCUACAUCAGCCAGAUGCUGACGACGAUGACCAGACAGCGAAGCUCUCGGGGCAACAGCAAGUGAGCGCACCGCUGGAAACGCCCACAUCAGACUGUGACGACAUCAUCGGCCCCGUCUUAAAAUUCACCUUUGCCUUUAAGAGGAAAAACUCCCUUUCCCAGCAUUCAACUCAGCAUUCAUUUCAUGUGAGCGGUUUUAUCUCCGUGUACCAAACAGCUUUUUAAAAACAGAGUAUUCCUUCAGCGUUUAGGUCGAGUUUUCUAACAAGUGCGGACCCUGAUCUCAGAGCUUGGGUCGGGUGUUGAGACAUGAAACGUGAGUCUGGGUUUAAACGUAGCCGAGUGUUUUUUAUCCUCUCUGUAGUCGUGUUUGUGCCGCCAAGUUCAAAAUUCCUCUUUGUCUCCAUUGUUUUAUCGUUUGUUUUUUAGGAUUUAAAUGUUUCACUCAUGUGAAUCUUUCUGUAGCAAAUCAAUAAAAGACAUUUUA
Cololabis saira (Pacific saury) is the source of this 7512-nucleotide messenger RNA. RefSeq names its product myosin VIIAb (gene myo7ab). Gene Ontology annotation, cellular component: myosin complex; cytoskeleton. The transcript has 50 exons. Gene Ontology annotation, molecular function: ATP binding; cytoskeletal motor activity; protein binding. The record is from RefSeq and is a predicted model, not a curated record. Lineage: Eukaryota; Metazoa; Chordata; Actinopteri; Beloniformes; Belonidae. Bases 493 to 7089 code for a protein of 2198 amino acids.